Molecule: messenger RNA, 897 nt
Organism: Corylus avellana
Lineage: Eukaryota; Viridiplantae; Streptophyta; Magnoliopsida; Fagales; Betulaceae
Source: RefSeq, a predicted model, not a curated record
AUGGUUUCCUCAACAUCACUACUUUUCCUCCUAUCUACCAUUUUUAUACUCACUGCCCAAGCUGUCGCGCGACCAGACUUCCUUUAUUACUUUUGUAUACACGACAAGGGUGGAAACAGCGCCGGUAAUAGCAGCUACGAGGCAAACUUCAGUGACCUCCUCUUCUCCCUCUCCGCCAUCACCGAAAUCGACCGUGGGGUCUCCCAUUACGCUUACGGCCAAAACUCCGACCAAGUAUACGCAAUUGGGUUUUGUAGAGGAGAUGUUAACCUACAUGCUUGCCGUGGUUUCCUCAACGACGCUGCGUUUCUUCUCACCGAGCGCUGUCCCCAGCAAAAGGAGGCAAUUGGAUGGUACGACGAAUGUAUGCUGCGCUACUCAAAUCGCUCCAUUCGUGGCGCCGAGAAAACUAGUCUGAAAUUCUUUAUGUGGAACCUGUAUAACAUGUCGGCCAAUUACGAUCUUAGAACCCCUUUGGAGAGACGAAGAGGUAGAGCCGCCGCAGGUGGUCUUGAUCUUAUGUUUGCAGCAGGAAAUGGAAUCCCUUCAUUAUAUGCACUUGCGCAGUGCAUAUCUGAUUUGUCUGAGCAAGAAUGCAACGAUUGCUUACUUGGGGCUUUUGAAAGCAUUCCACAAUGUUGUGAUGGGAAGGAAGGUGGGAGAGUCGUGAGACCCAGCUGUAAUAUCAGGUUUGAGGUCUACCCGUUCUAUAACCUUACAACUGCUUCGUCACCAAGAACAUCGACCAAUACAAAUAACAGAGAAGCGCACGAUAGAUCUCUAAUUUUCGUGAUCAUCAAUAAGUUUGUGGUAGCUAUUGCUUCCGUGGUACUAAUCAUCUCCACAGGCAUCUAUUUAAGCGUGAAGGGGCAAAGGAAGAACGAUGAAAGUAAGUGA